GCAGAUUUAUUAUCACCACCACAUAGCUGACCACUACAAUUGCAGCGAUGCUCCUCGAGGUUUUUUUGCCGCAGUACCUGAUGACUUUGCUAUCCAUCCGGGCUUGAGGAAGAUUGAAGUCCGGAAGCAGAUCCUCGAAUUAUAUUUGCAAGUCUGCCUUGAGGAUACCACCCGUUUGCGCAAGGAAUCUGCGAGGUCUCUGCUCCAGCAAGGGUUGGAACUCAUGAGGAGAGGCUGCAUCGGUGUCAGCGUCAGCCCCAGUGCACCGACGAUACAAGAGAGUCCGCGGGAAUACCCCGCAAAACAGUGGUGGUACGAGCGAGACCUCGCAUUUCUGCGGGUCUUGACGCAGGAUUUGACUAGCGAAGACCUCGAUGUGGUGUACGAUGCAACACUGUUGAGGAAGGCAACUACACGUUUUUCACAAGAUCGAUCCUCGUGUUUAUCAGGAAUUUAAGAGGUACAAAGGUAGUUGAAGCGGUAGCAGUGCCACAGGGAAGCGCUCGAACACCUUCACGACUUGGACUUCAUGGCGAGAUCUUAAUGAAGUCUGCUCUGGUGAAGCACUUUACUAGAGCAGACCCCACCUAACGCAGCACCUCACCAGAGCGGAUCUGAUCGAGCACAUUUCGUCAACAUUUAGCACCUUUCACAUUGCUCCCCCUUCUAUUUUUACUUCGGUUGCUGACGUUGUGGGAUACAGAUGGGUCGUUCUGUACGUAAUAGGUCAAUUUUUGUGGCAGGACAAAAACCUCUAUGAACCUUUUUUGCAGUUUUUUCCUCUGUGAUGUGGAUAUUUACUGGGUGGCGCUUUGCCCCCUUUUUUCUUCGUGUGGUAUUUUGAACUGAUGCAAUAAUGAACGGGAAAACACGCGAUGCCACUGUGAAAGAUGUGAAACUUUACAGCUAAGUGCGUCCUCUGUGUCUAUAAAUCAUGUAAAUAUUUGCGACGCCUUAUGGCGCCGAAUGUCCAUAACCAUGGCCCACGCUUUGAACCCGGUGCGCGAGCGCUGUGGUGGCCCAUGCAACGGGGAUACUCGCUGCGGCGAGCUUGGUGCACGACCUAGCCAGCGCAAAAAGCCCAACUCACAAUCAAACCCAGCUGCAGACGAACGCUCAUCCAACGAAGAGAGCCAAGACAUCAGCCGAAAAGAAAACGACGCGAAAAAACAGGCAAUCUGCC
Molecule: messenger RNA, 1183 nt
Organism: Amoebophrya sp. A25
Lineage: Eukaryota; Dinophyceae; Syndiniales; Amoebophryaceae
Source: the annotation of a GenBank genome assembly